Molecule: messenger RNA, 5425 nt
Organism: Mercenaria mercenaria
Lineage: Eukaryota; Metazoa; Mollusca; Bivalvia; Venerida; Veneridae
Product: von Willebrand factor A domain-containing protein 5A-like
Exons: 18
Coding region: 52-2646 (864 amino acids)
Source: RefSeq, a predicted model, not a curated record
CCGGGUACGAAAUUAUCUGAAAAUUUGUGCAAUGUCAGUGGAAGAAUUUCCAUGCCAGAAAAUACUUUGAAGGCUAAUGAUGAUAAAAAUGCCUUCAGAUGUUUGGGAUUAUUAUCAGACAACAGAAGAAUAGUUCCAUUGAAAUCAAUUAAGGUGGAUGUACACAUAAUUGGUUAUGUUGCUGAAGUUUCAUCAAGAUUGACAUAUUUCAAUGAAGAGGAAACACCAGUUGAGGCAGUGUUUACAUUCCCAGUCGAUGAUGGAAGUGCAGUGUUCCAGUUUGAAGCUGAUAUUGAUGGACGUCACAUAGUGGCAGAAAUUCAAGAGAAAGAACAGGCAAAACUGACAUACCAAGAUGCAAUAAAUCAUGGUGAAUCAGCCAUGCUGUUAAAGGAAGACAACUCUGCUGGAGAUAUCUUCAGUUGCAUGCUGGGGAAUCUUCCUCCUCAGAGUGAGGCUUCACUUGUGAUGAAAUAUGUGAUUGAACUGCCACAGGAGGCGGAUGGUCGACUGAGAUUUACACUUCCCACUAUACUUAAUCCAAGAUACUCACCAGAUGUUGGUGGUACAGUACCUGCAGAGGGUGCCACCUACGUCCCACCAUGCGAAAUUCCAUAUGAAUUUUGUAUGACCGCAACAGUGGAGGGGUAUCAUAAAGUUAUUUCUGCGACUUCAGACAGAGUUACACUGGAUGUUAAGUUUGAACAGAAUAACAGAGUAGCAAAGGUGAGUCUUUGUGACAAGUUCCAGUUUGAUCAUGACCUCAGUUUUCUUGUGCAGUACGAGAAUGCGUAUAGUCCACAUGUUGUCCUGGAGAGAGGAAAUCCUGAAGCUGAGGGAUUGUUAAAAGAGGAUAUGUUGAUGGUCAGUUUCCAUCCAGACCUGAAAGAGGUUUCCAUGGCAACCAGUGGAGAAUAUGUCUUUGUCAUUGAUAGAUCAGGCAGUAUGAUUGGAAAUAAGAUAAAGAAUGCUAAAGAGGCCCUGCUGCUGUUUCUGAAGAGUUUACCACCUGAUUGCUACUUUAACAUCAUCAGUUUUGGUUCAAUUUUCAAACCACUUUUUCCCAUAGAGAGCCAGAAAUAUUCUACAGAAAGUUUAGAGGAAGCUAUUGAACUGGAAAAGAGCAUGGAAGCAGAUAUGUAUGGAACAGAGAUACAGAAACCUCUCACUCAUGUCUUCAACAUGGCAGCUAUAGAAGGACACCCUAGAAGAGUGUUUGUAUUGACAGAUGGUGAGGUGGAUGACAUAAGAUGGGUGACAAGAUUGGUCAAAGAAAACACACAGAACACAGACACAAGAGUUUUUACUCUUGGUAUUGGUGAUGGAGUGUCAACAGCUUUGGUAAAAGGCAUAGCUAGUAAUGGAGGUGGGAAAGCAGAAAUCAUUGAUGGAGAAGAACGUAUACAAUCUAAGGUUGUAUCAUUACUGAAGUGUGCAAUGCAGCCAGCUAUUACAGAUGUCAACAUUGACUGGGAUCUUCCGUCAGGUGUGACCCUUGUUUCCAUACCAUCAGAACCUCCCAGCAGCAUAUAUGCUGGUGAGAGACUGACUUUGUUUACCAUCUUAAAAGGACUUGGUUCCAAUCAGAGCACUGCAGCUGGUUCUCUUACCUUGAAAGGUCAGCAGAAUGGUUCCCCAGUAUCAUACAGAAUGACCUUCACCUUAUGUAAGGAAGAUGAAAUAUGUGAAUCAGCACCUGUUCAUCGCUUGGCAACCAAGGCACAAAUUAAACUGCUACAGGAUAUGGAGGCUGAAGAUAUUUUACUUCUCAAUCCAAUAGAAGAUGCUGAACUACGUCAAAAGAUUGUUAACUUUAGUCGUCAAGGCAAUAUUGUGUCAAGGUAUACAGCCUUCGUUGCCAUAGAUACAGAGGGGAAGAAAGUGAGCGGUGAAUUAAGUCAAAGGUCAUGUCCAGUUCCCAUGGUUUCAACGGAAUAUAAGGAUGGCAUGUAUGAUGCAAGGUUAAUGAAACAAGGGGUGACAGACCCAAGCCAGUAUUCAACAGCCAUAAGGAAAACUUGUGUACAACAUAUGAAAUUGACAAAAAGACACUGUCAGUUACUUGAUGAUGAUGAAGACUGGUGUGUGAAAGAUGGCAGCAGGUCAGGGUUUGGUAGAAAAACGGGGAAGAACAAAGGAAUUUCAUGCUUUAAUAUCAAGCUGCCGAAGUUCAGUAAAUUAUUUUCAAAGAAGAGAAAAAGCAAAGAGCCUGUAUCUUGUAAAAAAUCUGUUGCAGAACAAAUGGGAGCUGUGGGUAGUUCAGAUAGUGCCCAAGCAUGCAGUAGUACUUCAGGUGUAACAGACGUACCAGAGGACAAGACAGAGACUAGUAAACUGCCAUCAGAUGAUGCUAUGCUGUCUGUAAUUGCACUACAACAGUUACACGGACGAUGGGAGCUUUCUGAUACACUCCUUACAUUACUGGAAGUAACUAUGGAAGACUUUGGACAACUGAAUUUUUCAGAUGAUCCAUAUGUUGUAUGUACAGUGAUUGUACUAUGUUGGUUAAGAAAACAGUUUUCACACAGACAAGAGGAGUGGCAGAUGAUAGAAACUAAAGCCCUAGCCUGGCUGGCAUCACAUAAUCUCUCUCCAUCAGAAGAAGAUAUCAUUCAGCAGACAACCAAGUCUCUUUGGCGCGAUUAGCUUAAUACAUUUUUGUGAAAAAUAUGAAGAAUAUAAAGAUUUUGAAUAUUACAAUAUUUUGAUGGUUUCCAGAACUAGUUGUAUAGUAUAUCUUUGGAUGGAUUGUUUUCAAGCUUGAUUAAAGUAAUAAAUGAAAGGAAACUUCCUAGGUAUAAUGACAAAGUUUGGCAUUUAUAUUUGCACUUGCAGAUAAGAAAAAACUUCUAUGUGCUCUGAUUGGACAGUGUAGUAAAAUGUUGAUAUACUUAAAGUCAUUUUUAUGCUUGGGAGAUUAACUUUUGUGGAUUUUAUAGUUGUAUCAACCAAAGAAAUGAAAACUCAGCAAAGCAGUAAACUCCAGAUUUGUCUUAUUUUCUUACGGGUUUUGAAAAUUAAAAUUUUAUACAUUUUUUAGUUCACCUGAGCACUUCAGUGCUCAAGGUGAGCUUUCGUGAUCGCCCUGUGUCCAUCGUCCGUCCGUCUGUCCGUCAUCAACAAUUUGACUAUUAACACUCUAGAGGUCACAAUUUAGGCCCAAUCUUAAAGAAACCUGGUCAGAAUGUUACCCUCAAAUAAGUCUUGGACAAGCUUGAUAUUGGGUCAUCUGUGGUCAAAAACUAGGUCACAAGGUCAAAUCGAAGGAAAAGCUGUUAACACUAUAGAGGCCACAGUUCUGACUGUAUCUUCAUGAAACUUAAUCAGAAUGUUAAUCUUGAUGAUCUUCGGGUUCAGUUUGAAUCUGGGCCAUGUAAGAUCAAAAACUAGGUCACCAGGUCAAAUCAAAGGAAAAGCUAGUUAACACACUAGAGGUCACAUUUAUGACCUUAUCUUAAUGAAGCUUGGUCAGAAUGUUAAUCUUGAUGAUCUUUAGGUGAAGUUUAAAUCUGGGUCAGGUGGGUCAAAAACUAGGUCACUUGGUCAAAUCAAAGGAAAAGCUUGUUAACACCCUAGAGGCCACAUUUAUGAUUUUAUUUUGAUGAAUCUGAGUCAGAAUGUUAAUCUUGAUGAUUUAUGGGUCAAGUCCGAAUCUGGGUCAUGUGGGGUCAAAAACAAGGUCACUGGGUCAAAUCAAAGGAAAUGUUAGUAAGCACUUUAAGAGGCCACAUUUAUGACUGUGUCUUCAUGAAACUUGGUCAGAAUGUGAACUUUGAUAAUCUUUAGGUCAAGUUUGACUCUCAAGGUGAGCUUUUUUGAUCGCCCUGUGUCUGUCGUCCGUCGUUGUCCGUCUGUCUGUCAGUUGUCAACAAUUUGACUGUUAACACUCUAGAGGUCACAAUUAUGGCCUAAUCUUAAUGAAAUAUGGUCAGAAUAUUACUCUCAUAAAAAUCUUGGACGAGUUUGAUAUCGGGUCAUCUGGGGUCAAAAACUAGGUCACCAGGUCAAAUCAAAGGAAAAGCUUGUUAACACUCUAGAGGUCACAAUUUUGGCCCAAUCUUAAUGAAACUUGGUCAGAAUGUUACCCUUAAUAAAAUCUUGGGUGAGUUUGAUAUUGGGUCAUCUGGGAUCAAAAACUAGGUCACUGGGACAAAUCAAAGAAAAAGCUUGUUAACACUCUAGAGGUCACAAUUUUGGCCCAAUCUAAAUGAAACUUGGUCAGAAUGUUACCUUUAAUAAAAUCUUGGACGAGUUAGAUAUUGGUUAUCUGGGGUUAAAAAGUAAGUCACCAGGUCAAAUCAAAGGAAAAGCUUGUUAAAACUCUAGAGGUCACAAUUUUGGCCCAAUCUUAAUGAAACUUGGUCAAAAUGUUACCCUUAAUAAAAUUUUGGAUGAGUACAAUAUUGGGUCAUCUGGGGUCAAAAACUAGGUCACCAGGUUAAAUCAAAGGAAAAGCCUUUUAACUCUGUAGAGGCCACAUUUAUGACUGUAUCUUCAUGAAACUUGGUCUGAAUGUUACUCAUGAUGAUCUCAAAGUCCAGUAUGAAUCUGGGUCAUGUAGGGUCAAAAACUAGGUCACCAGGUCAAAUCAAAGGUAAAGCUAGUUAACACUCUAGAGGCCACAUUUAUGACAUAUCUUAAUGAAUUUUGGUCAGAAUGUCAGUCUUGAUGAUCUAUACGUCAUGUUCAAAUCUUGGUCAGGUGGGGUCAAAAACUAGGUCACUGGGUCAAAUCAAAGGAAAAACUUGUUAACAUGCUAGAGACCACGUUUAUGACUGUAUCUUCAUGAAUCUUAGUCAGAAUGUUAAUCUUGAUGAUCUUUAUGUCAAGUUCGAAUCUGAGUCAUAUGGGAUCAAAAACUAGGUCACAAGGUGAAAUCAAAGGAAAAAUUUUAAUUAACGCUGAAAAGGUCACAUUUAUGACCAUUUCUUAAUGAAACUAUCUUGAUGAUCUUCAGGUCAAUAGGUCAGGUGAGCGAUACAGGGCCUUCAUGGCCCUUUUGUUUGUUUUUGUUGUGUUUAGAGUUGCACUGACAAAAUUUAGUUCAUAUGGCAACUUUUCUAUAUUUUUUUUUGAUAGUGGAGGAAGACCUCAGGUGCACCUUCGGGCAUUGUUUCAGGCAUGGGGCAGGCAUCUGGGUAACAACCUCCGACCUUCUAUAAGCCAGCUGGAUGGCUUUCUCAAAGAAUUUUGAACCCACAUAGGUGGGGGACAAACCACAGAGCCCUUGUUUAAGAUGGUGUUCCAGUAAAGUGCAAUAAAAUCAUUUUAGAUAUUUAUACAAUAAAAAAUUAUAUAUGUUUUGUUUUAACAGAUUUACAUUGUUUUGUUUUUAGCCUGUAUUAUGAAAACAUAAAAAGUUGUAUGAUUGAGAAAUCUAAAACUUUUGAAAGUUUAAAAAUAAAUAAAAAAUUGUGACAUUGAA